Messenger RNA from Bubalus bubalis (water buffalo), 974 nucleotides. Its product is annotated as ARL14 effector protein-like. The record is from RefSeq and is a predicted model, not a curated record. The transcript has a single exon. Lineage: Eukaryota; Metazoa; Chordata; Mammalia; Artiodactyla; Bovidae. The coding region runs from base 281 to 736 and encodes 151 amino acids.
ACAUUAAUGCUUGAGAAGUACUAGUCUAGACAAACAUGGUUAAACAUUUUAUAGAAAAAAGAGAUGGUUAAAUAAAGGAGGAAAUACUAUCUGAUAAAAGCACUUUGGUCCAAAGAUUUGUUGGUGUUGAUAAACUUGCUCCUAUCCACUUAAGCCAGGUUUGAAGUAAAAACUUAAUAGGCCCAUUCUGAAAUGACUUUUACCAGCUCCAGUGUCCUCAUGGUUGACUGAGCUCCCACAAAUGGUUGCUGACUUUGUUUGUGUCCCCAGGUGAGCAGAAAUGAGUGAACAAGCAGAAAAGAGCAGUUCCGUGCGAGAGAGACCUAAACGUCAAAGUUCUCCUGAGAAACCAAGUGAGAUGGAACUGAAGAAAAUGAAACGGGUGGAUCGGCAGUUAAAACGGUUGUCAUUUCAAAAUCCUGGGCCUCAGGUAGCCAACUUUAAUCCUGAAAUAAGGCAGCAGAUCAAGAAAGGGCAAAUGGCAAAGAAGAAUGAGUUUGUUUCUGUAAAACGCGAAGUCAACAAGUAUGACAAAAAGGGCAGGCUCACCUUCAAUGAGGCUGACCUGUGUGACUGCCUUGAUGAAGACUGCCUGGGUUGCUUCUACCCGUGCCCCAAGUGUAACUCCACCAAGUGCGGGCCCACUUGCCGCUGCAACCGCCGCUGGGCCUACGACACCAUAGUCAAUGAGAAUGGGGAGGUCAUCAGCAAGAUGCCAUUCGACCUCUCCGACUAGGUGCAGCCCUCCAGGCUGAUCAAUUUUCUCUGCUUUGCAGUUAAACCAGCCUCUUUCUCCUGGGUGAAUUUUAGGACUGGGGGAAAAAAGUUUUAAAAAUAUAGUUUAGACUAGUGUUCUCUGAAGCCGUAGAACCCUGUGUAAUACACUGUCCUUUAACCUUCCUGCUGUGAUGACUCAGAUUCCUCCUCUGGUAACCAGCAACUCCAUUGCUACUCUGCUCUCAGAUUAAGAAUCC